Molecule: messenger RNA, 2495 nt
Organism: Aegilops tauschii subsp. strangulata
Lineage: Eukaryota; Viridiplantae; Streptophyta; Magnoliopsida; Poales; Poaceae
Source: RefSeq, a predicted model, not a curated record
AUUUCCAUGACCUCUUAGCAUGCAUGCUUGCAAACCGACGCUCAAGGAAACAGUAUUCUGGGACUCCAGCAGUCCGAUUGCCACCCUUGUGUAAGCGUAGCAAAAUUGGCUGAAACUGCUCUUAAUGUUGAUCAUGGGCGCCGGAAACUGUUCCGGCCAAGCAAUCAGUGACUUCUCUAAGCACAUCGACGGGCAGUUGAUGCGAGUGAACGCUCUUCUAGUGGCAAGCACCAUUGUGAUAGGAGUUAUGGUUGGGAUCGGUGCCUAUGGUCAGCGCUACCGUCACCAUCCACUGACAAGCUUCUUCUUCCUUGGUGCCAGCACAUUGUUCCUGCCCAUCCUCUCCUAUGUUGUCUCUACCAUCAGUGGUAAUCAAGGUCCCGUCGCUGUUUUGUCUGAUACACAAAUAAUAACAGCGUGGUGCAACACAUGGAAACACAUCACCCUUGUCUUGGUAUGGGCUAGUCUUGUUCAGAUUGCUGCCGUCAACACCAGUGCAAUAGUUGCUGGUGAUGACAAGAAAGGCCGAAACAUUGCCUCCCCUCCUGCCAUGGUGCUGCUUGUUCAAGCAAUAUGGACUUCCUACCUUGUCGUUAACUUUAUUGGAAAGGCUUAUGAUGCAGAUUUUGGAAAUGUAUUUAUCCCAAUUCUUGUUCCGCCGUUUGCUGUUCUUGUUGCCAAACUACUUGUCAAAUAUCAUGCUUGGUACGGGGCAAGAGGGUCAUUAGCAUUUGGGCGCAAUCCUAAUCUCAUCGUUGGAUACAUGGAGCAGCUAAAAGCCGAGCUAGCAAGUGAGCAGCAUUCCCUUCCUCCACUCAUUGUUACAGGAGAGGACACAACAUUAGUACACAAGGAGCCUCACGGUUAUAGCCUCAAUCAAGCCAAUGGGACAGGGAUAGACAACAAUGGCUUAGUGACAAUUGACAGAGUUUGGCAGUUGGAGGAUGACAUAUUUCUGACGUGUUCAACCAAGCAGCUUAAAGAUCUAUGCUAUUCAUUUGCGUUGUUCAAGCUGUUAAGAUGCCGAUUUGCAAGGCACACAAUUGCUGAGACUGGUUCCAUGAAGGCCCAUACCUUAUUGCCACACGUGUUGCUCCAAGUCAACGAUGAUGAAAGAGCACUUGGGGUGAUCGCAGAUGAGCUUUCUUUCCUUCAUGAUUAUUAUUACUCAUCUCUACCAGCCUUGUAUUCAAGGAGUUGGUUCCCCAUUUUGAGCAUAUUUAUUUCACUCCUUAGCAUGGGCUGGAGCUUAUUCUGCAUAUUGGCCACAACUUUUGUGAUUGUGAUGUUGGCUUCAAAGGGUGGUGCUGGGCAGAUGCAUUGUUCCAUAGAUUGCCAUCCUAUGUACGACAAAAAUUAUGGAAGUCUUUUCUUCGAUUUUGCACCGGUGUUUUUACUUGCGGCGCUAGUCGUGCUUGCCGAGGUGCGGGAGACUGCUUGUUACAUCUGCUCUAACUGGACUAAAGUAUCCCUGAUCUGCCGCUAUGUUAGGCAUGCUUCUUCUUGGCAGCAAUCACCUUGGAAGAAGAAGUUAAUUGGCCGUCUGUUGCGCUGCCAAUGCAAGCUGCUAAAACAUUGGGAGGACAAAAUGAACCAGUGCUCAGUAUUGGCCCUCAACCGAAGGACAACUCCAGUGGCUCUUCUUCAUCGCCUCAUCCCUCUGCUUGACAGAAAGAAGGUGCCGAGAGCCGUGAAGAUCGCUGUCCUCAAGCCACUGAGGAGCCCCAGUUGGAAGAACCGAAGCAAUGGUGUGGCAUCCCUGUGCACAAGGCUACAACUGCAGGCCAACAACAACCCCUUCUCAGCGUCGAGUGGCGUCAAAGCUAUAGCCGACACCAUGCUCGUGGCCCACAUCGCCACGAGCAUCCUGGAAGUGAGGAGAUCGGAGCCGCCGCGGCAGGCUGACUCUGCUCAUAAGAUCGCCGCCACGCACCUGUCACGCUACUGCGCUUACUUGGUGGCCUACGUCCCUGAGCUACUCCCUGACGACGACGAGUGGUGCAAGAGCUUGUACAAGGCCGUCCAGAAGAAAGGCAAGCGCGCACUCGGGGCAGCAGGUGGCGCGAGGGCGGCGGCGUCGAAUCCCGAAGCGCUGGUCCAGGCGCUGAACGCCAGGCCUGAAACGGCGCACUACGUGCUCAAGAAUGGCGCGGAGCUCGGGAAGAAGCUGGUGGAGCUGGCGGCGGAGGAAGGGGAAGAGGCGGCCUGGGAGGUCCUCGCCGACUUCUGGUCCGAGAUGAUCCUCUACGCCGCCCCGUCGGACAACGUCGACGCCCACGCCGAGGCCAUUGCGCGGGGCGGCGAGCUGAUAACGCUGCUGUGGGCGUUGCUCACCCACCUCGGGGUCGUCAGCCGGCCAGAGCCUGCCACGCCUGACGACGCUCCCGGUGAUGUUUAAGUCGUACAGUUACUAGUCAUGUGUUUCAAUUCACUACUUUCUCUGUUCUUUCAGCUUGAUUGAUGUGGUGUGGUGUGGUGUGCAACUGAGAAACUGC